Molecule: messenger RNA, 1053 nt
Organism: Neurospora tetraspora
Lineage: Eukaryota; Fungi; Ascomycota; Sordariomycetes; Sordariales; Sordariaceae
Exons: 2
Coding region: 436-1053 (205 amino acids)
Source: RefSeq, a predicted model, not a curated record
GGAACAGACACUCACCACUUUCAUCUUCCUUCCUUGACGCCUACUACCUUUGGUGGGCAGUGCCACCGAUGCAGGCCGGUCAAAAGACGGCCAUCUACCAAGAGGGAUCUGAGAAGACUUGCAAAGCCCCAAAGAUAGCCCUUGACCGAGUCAAUUUGGAAAUCGUGAGAAGGAGGCCUACCAGGCACCGGCGUAUAAGAUGGACCGAUACCUACCUCUACGUACCUUGUUGACUUUUCGGUGGCUGACUCUCAUCUUCAGUGUUUUACCUACUCGUACUACUACAUUGCACAGAAGGAAACGCCAACACUCUUCUUACCCUUCCAACUCCGAGGACCUCACAGCUUCCUCUCACAAGCAUCGUUCAUUAAGGUACCUCACUUGCUUCUUGCGUCCUUCGCCUCUCUUUAGAUACCGCCCGCAGUCUUCUUCAAAAUGACGUCCGAAUCCAAGGAAACCUCAAAAAACGGGUCCGGCCAUCUCCACGCCAAGCUCGUCGACGAAGCGGAAAGCGUAAUGCGCCAGUUCAACCUUCCUGUUUCUUCCACAACCUUGAUCGAUCAGAUUGUGGAUCGGAGUCUAGACCCAGACUCCGGCUCAGAACAGUGGAAUGUAUAUCACCAAUUGGUCAACGUUCAACGGCUCCAACUGGAAUCACUCUUCAAUUGUGUCCUUGGCUUCAACGACACGGCUUUCGCUGGGUUGAGAGGAGGAUCAGGCCCCGCCCCUGCGCGAUCCGACAUCCUCAGAUCCAUACUCCUCUCCCUCUCCAGUCUCAUGUUUCUCAGAAUGAGCACGACAAUCACUAUGGCGACCCAUGGCCCCCAUCUCCAAGGUCCAUAUCCUCCUGGCGCGAUGGACGCACACUUGGAACUAGUGUUCAAUGGCGCUCGAAAUAAACCGGGCCGCCGGCCAAGAACGCCAAGCCGGUUACCACUUGACAGCGCAGGACUGGUCAAUGAUGAAGGUCUUGCUUCCCUUAAGGCAGACUGCGAGCUUAUUCUCAAGCUCAUUGCGCAGCUCACUGCUCCGCCCGGGAAGAAGGCAUCCUAA